This is a messenger RNA of Arabis nemorensis, 774 nucleotides long. The record is from the annotation of a GenBank genome assembly. NCBI's taxonomy places the organism in Eukaryota, Viridiplantae, Streptophyta, Magnoliopsida, Brassicales, Brassicaceae.
AUGUUGCCGUACAAUGGACUCAACAGCUACCAGCUUCCGUCGCCGGAGAUUGAAAUUCCAGCGAAGUGGACGCUUUCGUACGGUCAUGAGGAGACUGCUCCUCCUUGUCCUCGUUGUGCAUCUUCCAACACCAAGUUUUGUUAUUACAACAACUACAGCUUGUCUCAGCCUAGGUACUUCUGCAAAGGUUGCCGUCGUUACUGGACUAAAGGCGGUUCUCUCCGCAACAUUCCCGUCGGUGGAGGCUGUCGCAAGAGAAGCCGGAGCAGACAGAACAGUCAGAAAAGGUUUGGUCGGAACGAGAAUCGGCCUGAUGAUGGUCUUAUAAACCAAGAUGAUGGAUCCCAGUCCAGCCCUGCUGGUUCUGAUAUUGAUUUGGCUGCGGUUUUCGCACAGUACGUGACUGAUCGGAGCCCUUCAAGUACAGAUAAUACUACCGGAUCCGAUCAAGAUUCACCGGUAACAACAACCACUCAUGCUUUAGAUUCCUUGAAUUGGGAUAUCUGCCAAGAAACCGAUGCGAAUCUUGGAUUCUACGGGGAAUUCAAUCAUCUAAGUCAGAAGAUAGAAGAUGAUCAACGAGGUUUUGGUCAGUUUCUCCAAGAAGAUCGAGAGGAGAUCUUCGAGUUCCAGGGUUUACUCGAUGACAAAGAGAUUCAAGAAAUCCUGGAGUGCUCAUUCUCAGAGGAGCCAGACCAGUUAAUUUCUCAGGGGAGCUUCAUGAUCAAUGGUGAUAACUGGAGUUCAACAGAUCUUACCAGGUUCGGGGUUUGA